Trichoderma atroviride IMI 206040 is the source of this 1623-nucleotide messenger RNA. RefSeq lists its product as uncharacterized. NCBI's taxonomy places the organism in Eukaryota, Fungi, Ascomycota, Sordariomycetes, Hypocreales, Hypocreaceae. The record is from RefSeq and is a predicted model, not a curated record.
CGCUUUUGGGAUGAACCUGGGCGUCAAUCAUGCGGCGGCUCUUGUCUCCACGCCGCCCGAAUUUCUGGAUCUUGUCAAUACAUGUGCCGUUGCUACUGUACUCGCAAAGCCAAAAAAAGAAAAGUCAUAAACGCCAGACGACCACCCCUCUCCGGCAUCCUCCGGGGUGGCACCACCGACCGGGGCGUUGUUGGUAGCCGCUUAUUCCCACAAGCUCCCUGGUUCAAAGAGCCGAGCCCGAAAACCGUUAGGUCAGAGGUAAGGCUGGCCAAUCGCCAGGCGGCGGCUUCGUAACAGUGGCAGCAGCAUGUCCUGACAGUGGUGUGAUAUUCACCCAGCUAGAUGUGCGGCAUCUGCCCAUAAUCUGGCCGCAAGGGGAGUCUCACGAGAGCGGAAGCAGCGCCAAAAUUGACAUCAUGAGGGCCGGAUGGGGGAAAGAAAGGAAAAAUCAAAUUUCGGAUGGUGGCUGCGCCGCAUGGCGUGCGGCGACUUGCGAUGGAUUGCUGGGAUACAUAAUGUUCGGGUUGGAAGCCUCGAAGUUUGCUUUUUUUUGGUUCAUCAUCACAUCUACAAAGCAACAACACAAUCCACAGAGGAUCACCUCUCUACUCAACUUUUUCUUAUAUUCUACGAAUAUCUCUCCUCAAUCAUAUACACCGAGUUUAAUAUCUCCAAGACUCGAAAUCGAAUUUGAUUGCAUCUCCAAUCUCUUCAACUUACACACAACAAAAACACAUCUUUCAAACACUUCUCAAGAUGUCCGCCUCCGUCCUCACUCGUGCUGCAGCCAAGACCGUUGCUCGCAGACCUGUCUCAUUCGUCACGCAAAUCCGAAGCAUGGGCCGCGCUUUUGAGCACGCCCCUUACGAGCGGAUUCCAGUCACCGCGAAGCCUGCAGCUCCUGAUUAUGUCAAGGAGGUUACCUUUGUCUUGGGCAAGAUUGUCACCUAUGUUCCUGCCUUUGGCCUGUUGCUUGGCUGGCCUGCUCUCGCCAAGUGGGCUGUUGACGGACACGUCUAAACGAGCUUGAAACAUUGUUAGCGGGCGAUGUCAUGGAAGGGGACUGAAAAAUUAGAAUUGUCCAGCUUUCGACUGUAUAUAUACCACGGGCGUUUCGGUGGACUUGGAUAUAACGCAUAUUUCGGCGCAACACGCAUUUAAAUAAUGGGAUUUUCUAUGUUGAUUCAUUCCAAUGUGUCAUUUAAACAAUUGUGAUUCUGUCAUGUAUGAGAUACUCAUCUUAAUAUUUCUAGGAUACCAUCGAUUCUCCUGCUCGCCUUUUCUCAUUCUUUGACCCUUUCCUUUCAUUUCAGACGCAGCAUGUAAUAGUAAGUAGUCACCGUCCUUGGGUCUAGGGAUGUUUGCUAAUACCUUUCCACAGGGUUUCCGAAGCGCAUUGUGCGGACGUGGAUAAUGUUUUGGCAACCAGGUAAACUCCAUUAUGCAUUCGACUGAGCUGGAGCGGCAGGUAGCUAAUGUGGAUAAUAUUGUUGGUGGGCGGCCUCGAACCAGUUCUUACACAUUGAGAUAUUUAUUGCUAAUUGAGCUCAAAACUGAGAUAGAUACCGCUGCCUUGAGGUAUUAUAAUCCACUGCCCAAGUUUCGACACACUACGACUUUAUC